Vombatus ursinus (common wombat) is the source of this 1304-nucleotide messenger RNA. RefSeq lists its product as uncharacterized. Bases 328 to 945 code for a protein of 205 amino acids. The record is from RefSeq and is a predicted model, not a curated record. NCBI's taxonomy places the organism in Eukaryota, Metazoa, Chordata, Mammalia, Diprotodontia, Vombatidae. The transcript has 2 exons.
GGAAAGGGUGACCAGCAUCAGGGCCAGGAGGACCCUCGGCACAGCAAGGGCAGAAGGCCAGGCCUGGCCUUAGCAGCCGCCUCUUCCCAGCCCGUAUUGCACAGAUGACCAAACAAAGAUCCUGACCGCUGAACCCAAGUGUCCUGACUCUUCGCCCAGGCAACAGGGUCUAGGCUGGGAAAGGACAGAGCUCCAGAGACAGAUAACUUAUAAAGCUCCCCGGACACACCUGGAUGUUAGAAAUCCCCUCUACAAAUACCUUUGUGUCCCCUAUAAAGAACCAAAAGACUCCUACAGCAAAGCUUCCCCCCCCGCCGGGACUCAUAUAUGUCUGCAGUAACCCCCGGAAGCUCUGACGGACGUCCCUCGAUGUAUCCCAGUGGUCAUCUCAGAAGCCCCCUGCAGCUAUCCCCAGAAUCUUCUAUGGACGAUCUUAGAACCAUGUGCCCUCACCCAAACAUUCUUCUUACUCUCCCACAGAUGUCCUCAGCACCCCCAGGUAUUCGCAGAUGUCUCAUAUGGACAACCUCGGGCCAGCCCCUCCAAGGUCUCCCCUAUGGAUACCUCCAGGGCCACCCUCUGCCUCCCCCACCCCCAAAUAUCGGACCCCAUGAGACAUUCACAGCAGAGUCCCCAAAUGUCCCCCACAGACAUCCCUGGAGCCCACAAAGCCAUCCCACAACUCCCCUGCUCCCCCCAGACGCAUCCCCAAGAGACACCCCUGCCCCAGCCCAAUAUCAUAGAAUCUGCAAGUUCCGAAGCGGCUGCAAGAGCCACCUAGCCCAGAAGUGCACCCGAGCAGGAAUGUCCUGGGCUUGUGGGGCCAACAAGUGCUCAUCCAGCUUUCUUUCACCACCUCCAAUGGUCAGGAAGUUUUUCCUUACUCAGCGUGGAAACGUCCAUCCUGUCAACUCCUAUUCUGCCGCCUGGGGCCAAGUGGUCUAGAGACAACUUUCAAAGCCCUGAACACACCUGCGCAUGCUACUCUCCUGGACAGGCCUUCUCUCAUCUGAGUCCUUCCUCGGCUGGGGAGCCCAGAACUAGCCACAAUCCUGAAGAGAAUGGUUGCACGGGCCAGAGGCCAGCGGGCCCCCCCACCCAGCCUGCCUUCCCUGUCCAGUCCUCCUGUGCCAAGAUCACUGCACUCACUUUCUUAGCUUUCACUGUUGCUGCGUACUUUUCAUCAGAGUGUUAAGAAAAGUUGCUGCCCAGCUUACAUCCUCUGGGACCCGCUUGAGCCAAAGGCCUCAUGUGUAUCCCUAUUUGUAUUUAUUCUGUAAAAAUAAACUACAUGUCCACUAGAA